GUUAAUUCAUAUGUAAAGAUUAAAUCUACUUUUGUGUUUACCUAGUAAUUGGAUUACACUUAAAUCUCAUUAUUAUUAUUUAGAUUAUCAUUAUUUAGUAUCUGAUUGAUUAUUCACAUAUGUUGAUAGUUUAUUGCAAUCAUUUGUGACAUUCAAUUUAUGGAAAAUUCUUGUAAUAUGGAUGAUAAUCAUGAAGCAGUUGCAUUCAAGCCAGAAGGUUUAGAGCAAGAUGAGUUAAUAAUUCAACAACACAGAGAAAUUGAAAAAGAGAUUUCUGAUUCAAUAUUGCUUAUUGGUCAAAAAGAAGAAUUUACAUCUCUUGAAACCGAAUAUAUAAAUGAUCCCGUGUACUUAACAAAAGUUCAAGAUCUUAGUAAAAAAUAUAAAUGUAUGAGACGUGCAAGACCAGAUGGCAAUUGUUUUUUUAGAUCAUUUGCUUUUGCAUAUUUUGAGUAUUUAAUAGAUCAUAACGAAGAAUAUAAGCACUUCAAAGAACGUGCUUUGAAAAGCAAAGAUGAAUUGAUCUCUUGUGGUUUUACCCAAUUUACAUUAGAGGAUUUUCAUGAUACAUUUAUGGAAGUUGUAAAUAUGAUUGGUGAAGGUCAACAUGAGAAAUUGUAUGAUACUUUCAAUAUGCAAGGGUAUUCAGAUUAUGUAGUGGUUUAUUUACGUCUUAUUACUUCAGGGCAACUGCAAAAAGAUGCUGAUUUUUACAAGCAUUUUAUUGAAGGGGAUCGAACUGUUGUGGAGUUUUGUCAUCAGGAAGUAGAGCCAAUGUUUAAAGAAAGUGAUCAUAUUCAUAUAAUUGCAUUGAGUACAGCAUUAAAUGUAGGUGUUCGAGUAAGAUACAUGGAUAGAGGUGAAUCAUGUGAAGCUAUUGCUCAUGAUUUUCCUGAAGGAUCUCCAGUUUGUGUUCAUCUUCUUUAUAAACCAGGGCACUAUGAUAUACUUUAUAGUAGAUAAGAUCUAAAUUGUUAAAAAAAAAAAAAAAAAAAAU
Molecule: messenger RNA, 997 nt
Organism: Sipha flava (yellow sugarcane aphid)
Lineage: Eukaryota; Metazoa; Arthropoda; Insecta; Hemiptera; Aphididae
Product: ubiquitin thioesterase otubain-like
Exons: 6
Coding region: 160-963 (267 amino acids)
Biological process (GO): protein K48-linked deubiquitination
Cellular component (GO): nucleus
Molecular function (GO): ubiquitin binding; cysteine-type deubiquitinase activity
Source: RefSeq, a predicted model, not a curated record